Sorghum bicolor (sorghum) is the source of this 3700-nucleotide messenger RNA. RefSeq names its product respiratory burst oxidase homolog protein A. Gene Ontology annotation, molecular function: calcium ion binding; peroxidase activity; NAD(P)H oxidase H2O2-forming activity. Bases 180 to 3014 code for a protein of 944 amino acids. The record is from RefSeq and is a predicted model, not a curated record. Gene Ontology annotation, cellular component: plasma membrane. The transcript has 14 exons. Lineage: Eukaryota; Viridiplantae; Streptophyta; Magnoliopsida; Poales; Poaceae.
UUCCUCUUUCGUCAGCUCGGCUCCCGCUCGGACGCGUUGCGGGCGCCUUUCCCCAGAGAUUCCAAAGCCACCCCCAAAAUCCAUCCAGCCAGCACUCCCAGCAGUCGAUCGCGUCUCCUCUGCGAGCAUUGGACUGUUCCGGGAGCCGCGCUGGAAAGCGGCUUCCGAUUGGGUCGGCGAUGAGGGGCGGCGCCGCCCCGGGCCACCAGCGAUGGAGCGGCUCGGCGGGGACAACGCCGCGGUCGCUCAGCACGGGCUCCUCGCCGCGGGGCUCCGAGCGCAGCUCCGACGACGGGGAGGAGCUGGUCGAGGUUACGCUCGACCUGCAGGAGGACGACACCAUCAUUCUGCGGAGCGUCGAGCCGGCCGCGGCGGGGGCCGCCAACGGGCUGCCGCUGGGCGCGCGCGGGGACCAUGCGGGCGGCGCGUCGUCGUCGUCGCGGUCACGGUCGCCGUCGAUCAGGCGGACCUCGUCGCACCGGCUGCUGCAGUUCUCGCAGGAGCUCAAGGCGGAGGCCAUGUCCAUCGCGCGCCAGUUCUCGCAGGACCUCACCAAGCGCUUCGGCCGCACCCAGAGCCGCGCGGAAGGGCAGGGGCAGCAGCAGCAGCAGCCGUCGUCAGGCAUCGAGUCGGCCCUCGCUGCCCGCGCCGCGCGGCGGCAGCGCGCGCAGCUCGACCGCACGCGCUCCGGCGCGCACAAGGCGCUCCGCGGUCUCCGCUUCAUCAGCAGCAACAAGGCCAACAACGCCUGGAUGGAGGUGCAGGCCAACUUCGACCGCCUCGCCUGCGACGGCUUCCUCUCCCGCUCCGACUUCGCGGAAUGCAUUGGGAUGACGGAAUCGAAAGAGUUCGCGCUCGAGCUGUUUGACACAUUGAGCCGCCGCCGUCAGAUGCAGGUCGACAAAAUCAACAAGGAGGAGCUGCGCGAGAUCUGGCAGCAGAUCACGGACAACAGCUUCGAUUCUCGCCUCCAGAUCUUCUUCGACAUGGUGGAUAAGAACGCGGACGGCCGGAUUGGGGAGGAGGAGGUGAAAGAGAUUAUCAUGUUAAGUGCAUCUGCCAACAAGCUGUCCAGGCUUAAGGAGCAAGCUGAAGAGUAUGCCGCCCUGAUCAUGGAGGAGCUUGAUCCUGAAGGACUUGGCUACAUUGAGUUGUGGCAGUUGGAGACCCUUCUGUUGCAGAAGGAUACCUACAUGAACUACAGUCAGGCGCUAAGUUAUACAAGCCAAGCACUAAGUCAGAACCUAGCAGGCUUAAGGAAAAAGAGUCCAAUUCGCAAGAUAAGUACCACAUUGAGUUACUACUUGGAGGAUAAUUGGAAACGCCUAUGGGUGCUUGCAUUAUGGAUUGGAAUAAUGGCUGGACUGUUCACUUGGAAGUUCAUGCAGUAUCGCAACAGGUAUGUCUUUAAUGUGAUGGGCUACUGCGUGACCACUGCAAAAGGCGCUGCUGAAACCCUGAAGCUGAACAUGGCAAUUAUCCUCCUCCCAGUAUGCCGUAACACCAUUACUUGGUUGAGAAAUACAAGGGCUGCACGGGCAUUACCAUUUGAUGAUAAUAUAAACUUCCACAAGACUAUUGCAGCAGCAAUCGUUGUUGGUAUAAUCCUCCAUGCAGGGAAUCACCUUGUGUGUGAUUUUCCACGACUUAUAAAUUCAUCAAAUGAGAAGUAUGCUCCUCUGGGCCAGUACUUCGGUGAAACAAAGCCAACAUACUUUAGAUUGGUCAAAGGAGUGGAAGGCAUCACUGGUGUAAUUAUGGUUAUAUGUAUGAUUAUUGCUUUCACUUUAGCAACACGGUGGUUCCGCCGUAGCCUGGUGAAGCUUCCAAAACCAUUUGACAAACUGACUGGCUUCAAUGCCUUCUGGUACUCUCAUCACUUAUUCAUAAUUGUGUAUUUGGCUCUCGUUGUUCAUGGCCAGUUCCUGUACCUCAUUCAUGACUGGUACCGAAAAACGACAUGGAUGUAUCUGGCAGUGCCUGUUUGCUUGUAUGCAGGGGAGAGGGUGCUGAGGUUCUUCAGGUCUGGCAGUUAUUCUGUCAGGCUAUUGAAGGUGGCCAUAUAUCCUGGUAAUGUGUUGACACUGCAAAUGUCCAAGCCUCCUGCUUUCCGAUACAAGAGUGGGCAAUAUAUGUUUGUUCAAUGUCCAGCAGUGUCACCCUUUGAAUGGCAUCCGUUCUCAAUUACUUCAGCGCCUGGGGAUGAUUAUCUCAGCAUUCAUGUUCGACAACUUGGUGACUGGACACGAGAGCUGAAGAGGGUUUUUGCAGCAGCUUGUGAACCCCCAGUGGGUGGUAAAAGUGGCCUUCUUAGAGCAGAUGAGACAACCAAGAAAGCCUUACCAAAACUUCUGAUUGAUGGACCUUAUGGUUCUCCUGCUCAGGAUUACAGCAAGUAUGAUGUUCUUCUACUUGUUGGAUUAGGAAUUGGUGCAACUCCUUUUAUCAGCAUACUGAAAGAUCUUCUUAAUAAUAUCAUAAGGAUGGAGGAAGAGGAGGAUGCUUCCACUGAUCUUUAUCCUCCAGUUGGUCCGAAUAAGCCGCACAUUGAUCUGAGCACACUUAUGACGGUAACAUCAAGACCAAAGAGGGUUCUAAGGACCACAAACGCUUACUUUUAUUGGGUUACACGUGAGCAAGGUUCUUUUGAUUGGUUCAAGGGAGUCAUGAAUGAGAUUGCUGAACUGGACCAAAGGAAUAUCAUUGAGAUGCAUAACUACCUCACGAGUGUUUAUGAGGAAGGGGAUGCUCGGUCAGCGCUCAUCACCAUGCUUCAAGCUUUGAACCAUGCAAAGAAUGGUGUUGACAUUGUCUCUGGAACUAAAGUCCGGACACACUUUGCAAGACCAAAUUGGAAAAAAGUCCUAUCUAAAAUUGCCUCCAAGCAUCCACAUGCCAAGAUAGGUGUAUUCUACUGUGGAGCUCCAGUUCUUGCACAAGAACUAAACAAACUGUGCCACGAAUUCAAUGGGAAAAGCACAACGAAAUUUGAGUUCCACAAGGAGCAUUUCUGAAUUCCAGUAAAUACUUGGUGGGCAGAAAGGAUAUAUUAUGUAUGUGUACAGCAUUUUUGUCUUGGCAUAUUCAUCUGGAGUUCUAGACGAAGGACAUAAGAGGAAAAGUGGAGAAGCUACCAUCAAAAUAAAUGCUUAACAGCUGACGCCCUGCACUUUUUGCUAACUGCUCCUAAAUGAGCCAGAGCAAAAAACAAGGGGGAUUUUUGUGUACAUAUGCAUGUGAUGUCCAAUCGUCCAUCAUCAGAUUGGACCCCCCCCCCCCCCCCCCCCCCCCCAACACACACACACACAAUGCCUGAACUGUGAAGAAAUUCCUCCCAGGUGGUCACCAAUGUACAAAGCAAAGCACACACGAAGAGGUUUAGUAGUUGGGAUUGUCGGUAGCAUGGUAUUCGUAUAGGACAUAGGAGGGAUACCACUAGUCACAACUCACAAGGCUAUUUAAUUGUAUAUUUUUCAUGCAGCUCAUGCCCUGCACUUUCUGCUGGUGGCCAAGGAGGCAAGGCCAGAAGCAUUUUUUUUCCCUAUUUGUACCCGCAUACAGAAAAAGCAAAACAAAAAGAGAUGAAAGGAAAAAUAGCAUUUUAGCACACUUCUGCGUCCCUCGGUUUAUUAUUAUCCCUACGGUGCUUCUCGGGAGAAGAGGUGGAAUAAAAUUAUUGUCUUUUCGCCAGAGAGCAAAA